UAAGUUUCAAGAGCCGCAAUUGUUUUACACACACAGAGCGCGAGCCAGAGAGAGGAAAAAAAGAAGAAGAAGAGGGGUGAAAUUGGAAUUUGGAAAAUGACUACUGACUUACUGUUGCCACCGGGGUUCAGGUUCCAUCCGACCGAUGAGGAGCUCGUGAGGCACUAUCUUUGCCGGAAAUGUGCGUCACAGUCUAUCGCCGUCCCGAUCAUCGCCGAAAUUGAUCUCUACAAGUACGAUCCAUGGGAUCUUCCAGGUCUGGCGUUGUACGGUGAAAAGGAGUGGUACUUUUUCUCACCGAGGGACAGGAAGUAUCCGAACGGGUCAAGACCUAAUCGGGCGGCAGGGUCCGGGUACUGGAAGGCAACUGGGGCUGACAAGCCGAUUGGAGUGCCGAAGCCAGUCGGAAUCAAGAAGGCUUUGGUGUUCUACACCGGAAAAGCUCCCAAAGGAGAGAAAACCAACUGGAUUAUGCAUGAGUAUCGCUUAGCGGAUGUGGAUCGUUCCAUUCGCAAGAAGAACAACAGCUUAAGGCUGGACGACUGGGUACUGUGUCGCAUAUACAACAAGAAGGGCACCUUGGAGAAGCAAGGACAGGUCACAAACCGGAAGACAAACAUGGGGGAGAUUGAGGAGAAGAAACCGGAGAUCGCGACAAGUGUCAUGGAGAAUUCACAGCUGCCACCUGCUCCGACAGCCACCGCGACGAUGAAUGAUUACAUGUACUUCGACCCUUCCGACUCGAUACCGAGGCUGCACACGGACUCUAGCUGCUCGGAGCACGUGGUGUCGCCGGAAUUCACGGCGGAGGUUCAGAGUGAGCCCAAGUUGAAGGACUGGGGAACUUUAAAUACCCUCGAUUUCCCUUAUAAUUACAUCGACCCCACCGUGAGUAACAAUAAUAACAACGUGGGGUUUGCUUCACAGUUUCAGGGGAAUAAUCAGAUGUGGCAGCUCCAAGACAUGUUCAUGUACAUGCAGAAGCCGUUUUGAUUGAAUUUAUUUAGUCUUCGCAUCGAACGGGUAACACGAGACGAAGAAGUCAAUGAGUGUGCCCACGCGAGCGCGUAAGAUAAGAAAUGUAUGUAAAUACCUAGUAUUGGUGGAUGUCUUGUCUGUAGUCUGUUUUUCUUCUCUCUUUUUUUCCCAUUUUGAUGGUAGCCUUUAAGUUCAAGUAUCAUUUUGGCCAACUGGCUUUUAGGGAUGUUGCUAGGUAUUUUAGUUUUUUAAAUUGUUAUUCAACUUUUUUUGGGGAUGAAUGGAAUAUUAUAUAUAUUUAUAUUGAGUA
Messenger RNA from Tripterygium wilfordii, 1288 nucleotides. Its product is annotated as NAC domain-containing protein 2-like. The transcript is spliced from 3 exons. Lineage: Eukaryota; Viridiplantae; Streptophyta; Magnoliopsida; Celastrales; Celastraceae. Gene Ontology annotation, biological process: regulation of DNA-templated transcription. The record is from RefSeq and is a predicted model, not a curated record. Gene Ontology annotation, molecular function: DNA binding. The coding region runs from base 97 to 993 and encodes 298 amino acids.